AUGGCUACUCAAGAUGAUGCCCAUCUCGCUGAGCUGAAAAAGAAGAGAACUUUCCGCAAGUUCACCUACAGAGGAGUCGACCUCGACCAGCUCCUGGACAUGUCCCGGUAAGUAUUUAUGAACAAUUUUUGAUUUAUCAAAGCUUCAUGUUUGUUACCAAUUUUUCUAAAACUGAUUUUUUUUCAGCGAGCAGUUCUCGAAGCUCCUCCCGUCCCGCAUGCGCAGACGUCUCGACCGUGGACUCAAGAGAAAGCACUUGGCGCUUAUCGCCAAGGUCCAGAAGGCCAAGAAGGCCGCUGGAGUUCUCGAGAAGCCAGCCGUCGUCAAGACUCACCUUCGUGACAUGAUCAUCCUUCCGGAACUUGUCGGUGGAGUCAUCGGAAUCUACAACGGAAAGGUGUUCAACCAGGUAAUCACUUUCGUUUUUUUUUUUGAUUCGCGGUGUCUUAUAUAAAUGCGUUUCAGACUGAGAUCAAGCCAGAGAUGAUCGGAUUCUACCUCGGAGAGUUCGCUAUCUCCUACAAGCCAGUCAAGCACGGAAGACCAGGAAUUGGAGCUACCCACUCUUCCCGAUUCAUCCCACUCAAGUAA
This is a messenger RNA of Caenorhabditis sp. 36 PRJEB53466, 591 nucleotides long. The record is from the annotation of a GenBank genome assembly. Lineage: Eukaryota; Metazoa; Nematoda; Chromadorea; Rhabditida; Rhabditidae.